AUGGCCAUCAACGCAAGCCCUCUUGUGCGGACAAUCCCGCGCAGUACACUUCGAACCACGUUGUGUAACACCCCGUUAUCGAGAUUCUAUGCCAGCUCCACCUCGCAAUCAUCCCAAGUGAGCGACCCGGCUUCCAGCUCGCCGGAAUCUCAAGCCAUCAACAAAUCUCGAGGCUUGAAAGGUCGGCGUCCCGACAUCGCCGAUACGCGCUCUACUCAGUCCCCGGUUUCCCCUUCGCACCAGAGGGAAGUCGCCAGCGAAACUCACGAAGGAGAAGAACCAGCGUCAUCCGAGGAACAAAUCAAGAAUGAUCCUAGCAUGUCCACAGAGGAUAAGAGAAGGAACGUAGAGAAAGUUGGGCAGAAGCCUUUGGGGCGUGAGGAUCGUUAG
Molecule: messenger RNA, 390 nt
Organism: Penicillium egyptiacum
Lineage: Eukaryota; Fungi; Ascomycota; Eurotiomycetes; Eurotiales; Aspergillaceae
Source: the annotation of a GenBank genome assembly